Sebastes umbrosus (honeycomb rockfish) is the source of this 3463-nucleotide messenger RNA. RefSeq lists its product as uncharacterized. The record is from RefSeq and is a predicted model, not a curated record. Gene Ontology annotation, biological process: protein polyubiquitination; ubiquitin-dependent protein catabolic process. Lineage: Eukaryota; Metazoa; Chordata; Actinopteri; Perciformes; Sebastidae. The transcript is spliced from 20 exons. Gene Ontology annotation, molecular function: protein binding; ubiquitin protein ligase activity. The coding region runs from base 100 to 3435 and encodes 1111 amino acids.
GAGGCGUCAGUGCUAAGUGUGUUUCGUUUAGGACUUGGACCGGACACAUACUGGUGUAGUUGAACACAAGUAAAGCAGCCGUGAAAGAGGCUUUGAGACAUGGACAACUGUGAUUUGGAGAAGCUGUCAGUCUCUGGAGUGAAGCUCCAUCCAGAGUUCACAGCCCAGGUUACUGACUACAGAGUGACAGUGGAGAGUGAUGUCAACACAGUGACUCUGGACAUCAUCACUAGUGACUGUGGAGCUUCACACAGGAUUCUCUUUGGUGACGGUUCCAGCACUAUUAACCUGAAUGUUGGGUUAAACAGAGUAGAAAUUGAGGUGGUAGCUGAGGAUGGCACCAUAAAGAAAUACUGUGUGGAAAUCACAAGGCUGUCUGCAAAGAUUGCAGAACUCAGUAAUCUGGUUUUGGAAGGAGAUAUUCCACUUCAUCCUGCAUUUUGCACCAACAUAUAUGAAUAUGAUAGUUUUGUUCCCUUUCAUUGUAAUGCUCUGACCCUGCUUCCAACGGUGCCAGACAGAACCAUAAAAGUGACAGUGAAUCAGGGAGAUCGCUCACAGCCAGUCCCUCUGAAUUUUGGAGACACUGUGGUGGAGGUCUCAGUCUGUUCAGCAGAUGGCAGUAAUUCACAGGUGUACACACUGUUGGUGACUCGAGAGCUAAUUCCCAUGGCUGUGACCUUCACUGAUGGGAAGCAGCAGCUGGAAUAUGAAUGUCCAGUAUCUCUGACUGCUUUUUAUAGACCCGUAUCUAUCAACCACAGUGACCCAAAGCACAUCUUCUCGAGGCCUUAUAUCGAGAUGCUGGCACGAAGAUCAAAAGUCGACCCACUUAGCGAUUGUCCUCUGGGAGACGGCUGGAGGGUUGUUGAACUGGACCUUGACAGGAGGAUGUCGGCUGCUCUGGUCAAGUGUUUCUUUACUUACAGAGGAUGUGACAGUGUGAUGAAACUGUCUGAGCUGGGGUCACACUGUCUGGACUGUCCACACAAGCCCACAGGGGACCUAGAUGCAAAGGAUGUUACAGAGACUGAUUGGUAUAAGAAGCACUUUGCAUCAUCCAGUUGUUUGGAGAUCGAGACUGAACACACUUUGGAGGUGCGUAACUGGGAGAAAAGACUGCAGAUGACAGAAGGAGAAGAAGAUGUGGAUAAACUGUGUGCCUCGGCCCAGGAUCACCUGAAGUUCUACCGGCAAUGUCAGCCAAAACCAGGGGAUAUUUUUCAGUAUGAGGAUGGCCAGGAUUGCCUGAAUAGCCUAAAGCAGGCUGCUGUCCACUAUGCAUCAGCUAUCACACUCCGCUCCAGAGAAGCCAGACUCCACUUCCUGCUGGGUCUCGUUCUGGAGGAGCAGCACUACGCUACAGCGAUGUACGGCCUCCAGAGGAAGACUGACAAAAACAGAGGUGAAUUAAGCGAUGCCAAAUCAGCAGCACGGCAGGAUGACAUCCUGGCCGUGUGCAAGCUCCACGGUUUCCUUGGCACGCCCACGGUGGAGAAUCAGCUGCAGGCUUUGGAUAAAGAGUAUCAGCAGCUCAAAGAGCAGGGACAGUCCGGCAAAGCAGACUAUGUUCAGACACUCUACAUCUGGUUCUCCAAGAAAUCUGGCAAGGAUAGCGGUGCAGCUGUUCGGGAUCAGGAGGGCUGUGUCCACCAGGCCCUGAUGAAGUACCUGGACGCCUGGUCUCUGAGUCCUGACAGCUGGGAGUACAGCCUCCACGUAGGAAGGCUGCUGCUGCUGCUGCCGGGGAGGAGCAGGGAAGCCCUGCAGCACCUCCAGAGCGGCCUGGCACUGCGCCCGCUACAUCCUCCUCUCAGAUUCUUCACGGGACUGGCUCUGCUGCAGCAGGAGGAGAAAGCCUCCGAGGACACGGAAAAGGAGGCCGCUCUGUUCUUACAACAGGGAAUGGAGCACUUUGUCAGGCAGCGCUGCAGCGCGAGCUGGGUGGAGCAGGAUCCAUCAGACCCAAUCUCAAGCUUCAACACACAGUUCCUGCGAGGUCUUCUCACUCUGGGCCAGCUGCAGCAGAGAAACACGCUGUCUGGGAUGGAUAUGAGUGCAGAGCAGGUCUAUCACACUGUAGCGGUGCUGGCUGCCCAGAGUCUGUGUCGGUGUGUGUCUCAUGGCGAGGCGGAGGGGCAGCUGGAGUGGGUGCUCCUGGAUGCUCAGUUUGCCCUGCUGCAGAGGCUGAUCCAGCAGGGUGAGCGCCAAGCCAGGCCUGGCAUCGAGAGGCAGUCCCUGGUGGCGAAGAGAUGCCAGGCCCUCACGGCUCUCAUACGCCUCACCUCCAUCGCCCCCUGUCAGGAGCUGCUGGACAUGCAGGAGAGGGCAUGCCAGCUAGCAGUGGUGACCACACCGCGGGACAGCCACGCCCUGUGUCUCCUGGGUCUGGCACAGCUGGCUCAAUAUGACAACAACUCAAAUUCAGACAUGUCAAAGGAAGCCAUAACUGGUGCCUGCCUCAGCUUCCAGGCCAGCAUUGAGCUGGAACACAAGACUCAGAGCAGAGAGCCACCUGAACAGCUGAGCAAACAACGGUGGUGGCAGGACCGGCAGGAGGUUGAAAACGAGAAACCUUCCCAGCAGUCCACCACCCAGCCAGCAGGAGUGAAGGGGCCCUCUGACACCAGUGUGGCCAAGAGAGGCGCUAAGGGGGGCAGAGGAGGGCCUGGUCAGUUGCGGUCGUGUGUGGCAGCAGCUGUAUCCAAAGCUCCUGCUCCUCCCCCUCCAGCACCCAUCAAGGGAGGGAAAGCUGCUCAGCCUCCAGCCAAAACCCCUGCAGCCAGGGGGAGAGCUGGAGCAGCAGCCAAAUCAGAUAGAUCAGCUAAAGCUUCCAACAACAGUACUAAACCCCAGCUCCCCACCGACAAGUCUAAACAGGACUGUUGCCCCGAGACUGUUGAGACAGCGGCAGUGACUGCUGUGGAAGACAGAGCGAGCAAGUCCAGUCCGGUGAACUGCAGGUCUCAUAUCUCACGGCUGGGUCUGGCCCGGGCACUCUCCCGCUCUGCAGACACCCAGGACCAGGCAAAGCAACUCUACCAAGAGGUCAUCUCCAUGGCACCAGGGGUCCACGAUGCCUACGUUGAGCUCGUGCAGCUGCUGGAGCCGUCGGACCCUCAGGCUGCAGUGGAGGUGUACUGCAGGUUCCCUCUGAAGCCCGUGGCCGAGCAAAACUUCGACGAUGCCUUCAUCACAGGAGAGAUCGUCCGCAUGCUGAUGACGCUGGAGCUGUACGACCAUCCUCAGCUGGGCCCCAGCCUCGAAGCAUACGGCAAAGUCAUGGGCCUAAGUUGCAUAGAGAAAUACAUCGACAUCUUGGAUGCAAAGUCCAUGACCAAGCUGCUGAUGAGCGUCUAUGCCAAGAUCCAUGACAGACAGGAGGAUGAUCAGGACCUGCAGGACUUCUUCAGGUUCAGAUGCUGGAUCCGAUAAAACCUGUAACCCUUUAACAAAUACCUCU